CGAGUUGACAAGAUUAGCCGAAAUACCCGUGUAAAUGUGAAGUUCAUCGCUUUCUAACUCAAGCUAAGUUUUUGUCUGUAUAAAAAUCCUUUAAUUGCAUUGUAGUUUCGGGUAAUCUCGAUUCAAAAAGUGCAGAUCACUAAAAUUUAAACCAAAGCCAAUAUCUUGCAGAACUAAACAAAACAAGAGAUGGAAGAUAUAGCAAAUGAACCUGAAAGGCGAAGAAACAAAUGGAAAACGGAGACCAUCAAAUGCAUUCUGGAAAUAUGGAAGGAAUAUUUAUACAAAAUGGUACUCGAGGGAAAGUCCGCCCAGAUAUUUGAACAGAUGUCUACCGAAAUGGAAAAUUUUGGUUACAAUUUUAGUUCAAGAGAGAUCAGCGCAAAGCUAAGCCAAUUAACAAAUACAUACAGGAUUGAAAGAAGGAAAAUUAAAAAUGGCCCAUUUGUUAAGAGUGAUUGGCCAUUUUACAAAGCUUUAGAUUUCUUGGUUGGCAAUAGCAGAGUGUAUCAAUGGGAUGACUUGAUGGAAGAUAUUGAAGAUCAAGAGGAUGAAGAAUCGUCUGAAAGUGAUGGUGCUGCACAAAUGGAAGAUGGUGUCAUCGAUCUUGAAAGUGAAGAAGGUUCUGUAAAAGUAUCUACAUCUAAUAAGAUUUUUAAGAAUCCUUCCUUAGAAAUGCAAGUUUCUUCGGAAGAGAGUGAAAACGAAACUUCACCAAAACAAAAUCCAUUUGUACCCAAUCUACAAGCUGGUAUGUCUGCACUGCAGAAAUCAGUAAACAAUCUACAAAAUGACAAAGCUAGGAUACAAAAUUUGACUGCGGCAAAAUUGGAACUCAUUGAAUUGCAAAAGGCCAGUAUUAAAAAAGAAAUGGAAUAUCGAAGGGCCGAAUUCCAGCAAAGAACCGAAGAGUUUCAGCUUCGCAUGAAGCAGAUGAAGGAAGAACAUGAAUGGCGCAUGACUGAUAUACGCUCUAAGAUGGAAAAGGAAUAUUUAUAGACUUAGCCUAGAAAUUAAUUAAA
This is a messenger RNA of Bactrocera tryoni, 1022 nucleotides long. RefSeq lists its product as uncharacterized. Bases 190 to 999 code for a protein of 269 amino acids. The transcript is spliced from 4 exons. Gene Ontology annotation, cellular component: nuclear body. The record is from RefSeq and is a predicted model, not a curated record. NCBI's taxonomy places the organism in Eukaryota, Metazoa, Arthropoda, Insecta, Diptera, Tephritidae. Gene Ontology annotation, biological process: positive regulation of DNA-templated transcription.